AUGGGCGAGACGGGUUUGACGCAGCAUAGUGUGGAGCGUGGCUUCUUCGCGGACUUGGGUCAUGCUACGGCCCCGCCAGUUGGCGUAGGUCGCGGCAGAGACGAUGCGGUAAGCGUGAAGUCAGGCGAGCAAAUCAGCGUGGGCGUCGAAAUCGCUGCAGUGGCUGAAGAUUUGUUGCACACCGGGAGUAGCGAGUUAGACAAGCGUGCGCAGCAGAUCGUCUGUAAUGCCGUCGCAAUCGGCGACGAAGGCGAGGCGCAGUAG
Molecule: messenger RNA, 264 nt
Organism: Endocarpon pusillum Z07020
Lineage: Eukaryota; Fungi; Ascomycota; Eurotiomycetes; Verrucariales; Verrucariaceae
Exons: 1
Coding region: 1-264 (87 amino acids)
Source: RefSeq, a predicted model, not a curated record